Trichomonas vaginalis G3 is the source of this 270-nucleotide messenger RNA. Its product is annotated as Ankyrin repeat family. Gene Ontology annotation, molecular function: protein binding. Lineage: Eukaryota; Parabasalia; Trichomonadida; Trichomonadidae. The coding region runs from base 1 to 270 and encodes 89 amino acids. Gene Ontology annotation, cellular component: nucleus; cytoplasm. The transcript has a single exon. The record is from RefSeq and is a predicted model, not a curated record.
AUGAAUGGUUCAGAUAUUAAUUCUAAAGAUAAUGAAGGAAAAACAGCACUUCAUGGCGCAGCAAUAAAUAAUAACAAAGUUAUGGUUGAAUAUCUUAUAUCACACGGUAUUAAAAUCAAUGCUGCAGAUAAUGAUGGCUAUACAACACUUUAUUAUGCUUUGGCAUUUGUAAAUAAGGAAAUAUCUGAACUCCUUAAAUCACAUGGAGCUAUCGAAUCCGCACAUGAUUUAUCCACCGAAAGGGUAAAUAUUGAAAAAGAAAAAAUGUGA